AUGUCUGCUCCGCCAUUGACUGGUCUACGCGUUUUGGAAUUUGCUGGUCUUGCGCCUGGUCCUUUCGCCGGCCUGCUACUGGCAGACAAUGGUGCUUCAGUUCUACGCAUUGAUCGCUCUGUUCCGAACCUGACGCAUUCCGGCCAUCCAGAUAGACGACCACCGCCAACCGCGGAUCUCCUUACCAGACAUAAAGCCUCAAUAGCUGUAGACCUCAAAUCUCCUCUAGGCGUAGACUUCAUAAAGUCUCUGGUCCAGUACUCCGAUAUCAUUAUUGACCCGUUUCGUCCCGGUGUACUUGAAAAGCUGGGCUUAGGUCCAGAUGUCCUGCUGAAUCUGAAUCCUAGGGUGAUAGUGGGGCGCAUGACAGGCUUUCGACGAGAUGGCAAGUAUAAAGAUAUGGCCGGUCAUGACAUAAAUUAUAUUGCUGUUUCUGGGGCUUUGGCCAUGUUGGGAAGGAAGGGUGAGAAACCACUACCACCGGCGAAUAUUCUAGGGGAUUUUGCAGGAGGUGGCGCAACGCUGUUCCAAGGUAUCUUACUUGCGUUGCUCGCGCGAAAUACUUCGGGCAAAGGCCAAGUCGUCGAAGCUAAUAUGGUCGAUGGAAGUGCAUAUUUGGCUACCUUUCCAAGGAUGCUGACCAAAACGCCAAUGUGGUCUCGGCCCAGAGGGGAAAAUACUUUGGACAGUGGAUGUCCAUAUUACGACGCUUACGAAACGAAAGACGGCAAAUAUAUGGCCGUCGGUGCUCUUGAGCCACAGUUUUUUGCUUUGUUGUUGAAAGGAUUGGGUCUAAGUGGUAAAGGUAUUGAAAAAACCAGAGAAGAUAGGAAUACCUGGCCGGAACUGCGGGAAUCUUUUACUGCGAUAUUUUUGAGGAAGACUCGAUCAGACUGGGAAAAAGUGUUUGAUAGGACCGAUGCAUGUUGUACACCGGUCCUCGACUACAAGGAACUCGAAUCCGAUACCAGUAGAGAAGGAGAUCAAAGGCCGGCAGUCACACUUCGUGAAACUCCUAGCUUCGCCUUGUCCCCGAGUUCAUCACCUCGUGACCCUUCUACCGGGCAAGGCAAUGGUGUCGAAGGUGGAAGCUAUACUGGAGCAGUGCUCUACCCGGGUGAGGGUGGAGAGAAACUCUUGUCGCAAUGGCUUGGCUGGAAACGCGGUAAGGAUUUCGAUGUAAAAGACGGAGGAAUGGUGAGGAAAGACACGUCAAAGUUAUGA
Glarea lozoyensis ATCC 20868 is the source of this 1224-nucleotide messenger RNA. Its product is annotated as CoA-transferase family III (CaiB/BaiF). Gene Ontology annotation, molecular function: catalytic activity. The record is from RefSeq and is a predicted model, not a curated record. The transcript is spliced from 2 exons. NCBI's taxonomy places the organism in Eukaryota, Fungi, Ascomycota, Leotiomycetes, Helotiales, Helotiaceae. Bases 1 to 1224 code for a protein of 407 amino acids.